Messenger RNA from Theileria parva strain Muguga, 1577 nucleotides. RefSeq names its product SVSP family protein. NCBI's taxonomy places the organism in Eukaryota, Apicomplexa, Aconoidasida, Piroplasmida, Theileriidae. The coding region runs from base 147 to 1448 and encodes 433 amino acids. The record is from RefSeq and is a predicted model, not a curated record. The transcript has 2 exons.
UAUUAAUAAUAAUGUGAUAUAAUAGUUAUAUAAAUUUAUAUAAUCUUGUUAUCUGUGUAUUCAAUAAAUAAUUUUUGUUAUUCAUCUGAAUUCCUUAGAUUUUUUAUCUAGAUCCCCCAUGGGAAAUAGAUAUUUUAAUUAUUAGAAUGAAUAAAUACGUUAUAUACACAUAUUUUCUUGUACUGAGCAUAAUUGGAUUUGUUAGAUCUUCCGAUAAGCAAGGCGCAUCUGGAGCUGGUGAUGAUGACAGUGAUGAUGAAAAUUAUGAUUUAAUUGUAAGAGAAUUAGAAACAUUAAUUGAAGAUGAUAGUCAAACUGUUGACACCAGUGGAGAUACUUCAUCUUCAGUUCCUAUUCAACCUGGUACAUAUUCUCCCCAUCCUUGUUAUCAACCACCACCUCAAACAACAAUUCCACCGGCUCAAACAACAAUUCCACCAGCUCAAGAUCCAAAUCCUAAACCACCAGUUACAGAAGAAGCUCCGAAAUAUUAUUUAAUAUCACCUGAAAAGGGUAAGGACGGGAAAUAUAAACUAAUUCCAAUUACUCAUCUUGAAUAUACACCACCUAAACCUAAACAAAAGCCAAUUUCUCCAACUCGCCUCAGUUCCGAUACCACCCAAAUUAGUCAGAAAAAAGAUGAAGUAAAAUCUACUCCCGGUAAAGAAUUAGAUCAAACUAAACCAGGUUCAAGUGCUAGUAGUGAAGGUGACAGUGAUAGUGAAGAAAACUUUGAUGUGAUAGUAAGUGGAAUAGAGAAAUUACUUGAAGAUGAAGACGCCCAACCAAUUACUCAGCCUGAAAAUGUUGUUUCACCUGGAGCCGAAACACCUGCUGCAGGAACCGAUAAAUUACCUUCAAUUGUGUUUUUAACUGACGAUCCGACCGGUAAACUAGUUCCAAUGAAUGAUAGCAAAUAUAAGAUACUAAUCUCUGAUCGUUUUUCAAUUAAAUUUAAAUUUGGAGCUCGUCUUAUUAAGAUACUCUGCGAUGGUAUAACCGUGUGGACCUAUACACCAGGGUUAUCUUAUCCUAGGACAGUAAUUUUUAGAAAAGUUCAAAACAUAUUCGAAGUCAAUUUUAAUAACAGAGUUUCAUCUUGUAUUCUUCAAAAUGGAAUAUGGGUUGAAAGGGUUGUUUUUGCUCCUCAGGAAUUAAAACUAUAUAGAAAAAGUAGUAGUGGAAAUUAUUAUAGAAUGACACAUAACAAAUAUAAUAUUCAACUUACGCCAUCUCAGUCAUUCCAAUAUGUUUUUAAUACACCAGUUUUGUGCGAGAUGAUCCAAAUUGAACACAAAAUCGUUUGGAUAAGAAAACCAAAUGACCCACCUCUUUUAAAAUUGACCUAUUUUAGCAAAAGUUAUGUAAGAUUAUAUUUUCGAUAUUAUUCGAUCGAAAUUUAUAAUUCAAAUGACUCUGUUGUAACUAAAACUUUCCCUAGAAAUUGAUUUUUAAUUUUUAAACUAAUAAAAAUAUUUUAAAUGUCAGUAAUCUCAUAAUUUAAUUAAACAUAGCCCAUUUGAUAUUUCAAUUUUUAACCUUAAAAUUUUAAAAAUUAUUUUAUAUUUUUACAUUAU